Molecule: messenger RNA, 2059 nt
Organism: Otolemur garnettii (small-eared galago)
Lineage: Eukaryota; Metazoa; Chordata; Mammalia; Primates; Galagidae
Gene: ZNF397
Product: zinc finger protein 397
Exons: 5
Coding region: 159-1760 (533 amino acids)
Biological process (GO): regulation of transcription by RNA polymerase II
Molecular function (GO): DNA-binding transcription factor activity; RNA polymerase II cis-regulatory region sequence-specific DNA binding
Source: RefSeq, a predicted model, not a curated record
GCUCGCCGCUCGGGGUCAGCUGUUUGGUGGCUGGCUGCUCCUGGGCUUCGUGUAGCAGUAGGAAUUCUACAUAAUGGGAGACACCAAAUAAGGAAAGAAGAGAUUACUCACACUUCUGAAGCACAGAAAAGCUUUUGGCUAAGCUGCUGUAACCCAGAAUGGCUGUUGAAUCCACAGCCGUUUCAACCGAAGAUCUUCAGGAACAUAACCUAAUACUAGUGAAAAUAGAAGAGGGCGUUUCCUGGGAUCCAAAAUUCAAGCAGAAUGGGAGUACCCAAUCCUGCCAAGAAUUAUUUCGCCAGCAAUUCAGAAAGUUUUGCUACCAGGAGACUCCUGGGCCCCGGGAAGCUCUGGGCCGACUCCAGGAGCUUUGCUAUCAGUGGCUAAUGCCAGAGUUGCACACAAAGGAGCAGAUCCUAGAACUACUGAUCCUGGAACAGUUCCUGAGCAUCCUGCCUGAGGAACUGCAGAUCUGGGUGCAGCAGCGUAAUCCACAAAGUGGAGAGGAAGCUGUGACCCUUUUGGAGGAUUUGGAGAGGGAGUUUGAUGAUCCAGGGCCGCAGGUCCCAGCUAGUCUACAUGGAACAGCAGUGCCGAGGAAGGAUUUAACAUACUGUGGUGUAUCCCAAGAGUUGGCAAACAUCCAACUGCAGCCUUUAAGGGCACAGCUGAAAUCCUGGAAACCUUGCCUUUCCCCAAAAAGUGCUUGUGAGAACAAUGAAACCGCAACAAAGGAGGACAUUUCAGGAGAAAAAUCACAGGGUCUCCCUGGGGAAACUUCAUUUGGAAGAGUUAGUGGACAUGAAAGCAGUUUAGAGCGGAAGCAAGGAAGUGCUACAAGGGAGAUAUUAAGAAGAUCCCCUUCCCAAGUGAGCAGUUGUAGUCAGGUGAUCUUCACACACAAAUCUCUAGGACAGAGAGACCAGGAUGCUGACCCUACAAGAUGCUUGAUUCUAACUAGUACAAAGUCUAUGAGAUGUCAGAAGCUUCCUCCAGAAGAGAGACCUUAUAGAUGUGAUGUAUGUGAGCACAGCUUUAAGCAGUAUUCCUCUCUAACACAACAUCAGAGAAUCCAUACUGGAGAAAAACCAUAUAAGUGUAACCAGUGUGGGAAGGCCUUUAGUUUGAGGUCAUAUCUUAUUAUUCAUCAGAGAAUUCAUAGUGGUGAAAAAGCAUAUGAAUGUAGUGAAUGUGGGAAAGCUUUCAAUCAGAGUUCAGCCCUCAUUAGACAUCGGAAAAUCCACACUGGUGAGAAAGCUUGUAAAUGUAAUGAGUGUGGCAAAGCAUUCAGCCAAAGUUCCUAUCUCAUUAUACAUCAAAGAAUUCACACUGGUGAGAAACCUUAUGAAUGUAAUGAGUGUGGGAAAACCUUUAGCCAGAGCUCAAAACUUAUUAGACAUCAGCGAAUUCACACAGGAGAGAGACCCUAUGAAUGUAACGAAUGUGGAAAAGCUUUCAGGCAGAGCUCAGAGCUGAUUACCCAUCAGAGAAUACAUAGUGGAGAGAAACCCUAUGAAUGUAGUGAAUGUGGAAAAGCUUUCAGUUUGAGUUCAAACCUUAUUAGACACCAGAGAAUCCAUAGUGGAGAGGAACCUUAUCAGUGUAAUGAAUGUGGCAAAACCUUCAAAAGGAGCUCAGCUCUUGUUCAGCAUCAGAGAAUUCAUUCUGGGGAUGAAACUUACAUAUGUAAUGAAUGUGGGAAGGCAUUCAGGCACAGAUCAGUCCUCCUGCGCCAUCAGAGAGUCCACACUGUAAAGUAGCUUGUGAAUGAAUAUUGUAAAUACUUAACGUUUUUAUCUUUGUUAAGUCAAAAGAGUUUAUUUUGGAGCAAGACUUCAUUAAGGUUGUAAACUGCUAGGAUUUGUGAGUCAGUCUGACUUGGGUGGUGGAGUAUUUCCCAGUGCUAAUGUAAAUUGCCCCUUAAAAAGCUUCCCUAUGACUGAUCAGAACAGGAGAAUCAUUACUUCCAGCUUUUCUCUUGCCAUUAGUAAUACUCAGGAAAUAUGAAAAAAUGAGAUUGUUACAUUGAAACCAUUUUUUUUAAUGGGAAUAUCAUGAA